AUGUAAGAAGUGUUGGAGGGAUUAAGAAAAAACGAUUUUUAGGGAAUACCGAAUCGUAUGUCAGGGAUUCUACACACUUUGUGGAAUCGGUAAAAGAUAUAAAGCUAGAUGCUGAGGAUAUUUUGGUGAGUUUCGAUGUGGAAUCCCUUUUUACUAGGGUACCAGUUAAGGAUGCUGUAGAUGGUCCCCGCCAAAAGCUCAUUCCGGAGGGAUUACCAGAAUACGUGCCAGAUCUAAUGAAGUACUGUUUAUCAGUUUUAUCACCGACGUAUUUCAGUUGGAAGGGAGAAUUAUACGAGCAGUUCGAAGGGGUAGCCAUGGGAUCUCCAUUAUCGCCAGUUAUAGCGAAUUUCUAUAUGGAAUUAUUCGAAGAAGUCGCUUUGAAGAAGAGCCAGUGGAAACCAAAAUUAUGGCUUCAAUAUGUGGAUGACACGUUUGUGAUAUGGCAACAUGGUCAAAAACGGCUCCAAGAGUUCUUGGAUCACUUGAACUCUCAACAUCCCAUGAUUAAGUUUACCAUGGAAACAGUAACUGCCAAAAAACUACCUUUCCUAGAUGUGUUGGUCACCAGGAUGACAAGUGGAGAUAUGGAACUUGGUGUAUAUCGGAAGAAGACCUAUACCAACAGGUACUUGUAA
Molecule: messenger RNA, 638 nt
Organism: Onthophagus taurus
Lineage: Eukaryota; Metazoa; Arthropoda; Insecta; Coleoptera; Scarabaeidae
Source: RefSeq, a predicted model, not a curated record